AUGGACGAAGGAGAACAAAUUGAUGCGAUCUAUACGGAUUUAGAAAAAGCUUUCGAUCGAGUUGAUCAUGUCAUUCUCCUACAUAAGCUAUUAGCGCUAGGAAUCCGUGGGGAUAUAUGGAUCAAAUCCUAUGUAACUAAUAGAAGGCAGGCGGUAGUAACGGGUGGACAUAGGAGCACAUUUAUUAAUGUGACAUCUGGUGUACCUCAAGGGUCUAUACUGGGUCCGUUGUUGUUCAAUGCUUAUCUUUAUGAUAUAAAGAGUUGUUUCAAGUAUUCAGAAUAUCUUACGUUUGCAGAUGACAAAAAAUAUUUCUAA
Messenger RNA from Pieris macdunnoughi, 318 nucleotides. Lineage: Eukaryota; Metazoa; Arthropoda; Insecta; Lepidoptera; Pieridae. The record is from the annotation of a GenBank genome assembly.